UGAUUUUUUGUUGACAACUUUUGAUUGAAAAAAUAUUUCAAAAUUUAGAAUUCUAAUGAUAUGAAUGAGCAUAAUGAUCAAAUUUUGCAUGAUUUUAGGCACUUUUGCAUUGGCUAAAUCGAUUUCUGCUCAACUUUGCGUGCAGACGGACUCAUGCACCUGUCGCUUUGAUGAUGGGAAGGCGAGUGCCAAACUUGGGAUUGAAGAUGGGCUCAUUAAUCUACACAAAAUAGCAGACGAUGGUGAACCGGUGUUGUUUGAUGAUGACAAAGGGAAAAUUUAUUACUAUACACCUUGCAGCACUUACCCCUGUACAUCUAAGACUAAUUCAGCAUUGUGUUUGGCUCAUGAACAAGAUCUGGGAGAUUUAAAUCAAGUGAAAUUUUUUACCAAUAGAAGUUCUUCCUUAGAGAAACCUCAAGUAUCCAUAAUUUACCAUGUAGCUAAUUCUAAUAUAACCAGUCAAGUAGAUCUGAAGUGUAAAGAUAUAACAGAGUUUAAGUUUGAGAAGAUGAUCAAUUCUACAGCCUAUCUGUUUAGUCUAACAUCACCGUGUGCCUGUAUUGAUGGUUGUUUAAAUGGCCAUAGUAUUAGCACUGGGUCUAUCCUUGUCCUUCUCUCCUUCUCAGCUUUUAUCAUUUAUUUUGGAGUUGGAUGUUUGUACAGAAACGUUGUAUUGGGUGCAACUGGGCAAGAAGUCAUACCCAAUCAUUUAUUCUGGGCCUCACUACCUGGCUUAAUUAAAGAUGGUUAUCUAUUUUUUCUCAGUCCCUGUCUAGGAGAUAGAGCGUCAGAAAGAGUUUAUGAAAGACUUUGA
Molecule: messenger RNA, 817 nt
Organism: Lottia gigantea (owl limpet)
Lineage: Eukaryota; Metazoa; Mollusca; Gastropoda; Lottiidae
Exons: 4
Coding region: 65-817 (250 amino acids)
Cellular component (GO): trans-Golgi network
Source: RefSeq, a predicted model, not a curated record